AUGUUAAGAGAUUUAAUUAAUAAUCACACUCCCUUAAAAAAUAAUUUUGAAAGAUUAUCCACUCUAUUCUAAUGUGCCAUAAAUGCAUACAAAUAUCCUUUAAAGUAAAUUUAUUAAAUAAAUAUUUAUUAAGUGGUAAUCAUCUUUCAUAAUUGGGUGAAUUAUCAGGUUAUUAUUGUGUAUAUGAUAUUCAUUAAAGAAUGAUUCAGCAUCCUGUUGGUUAGAGAAUAUUAAAUGAUAAACCUAGAGUUACACCUGAAACAUUCAAAAUAGAAGAAUUAUUAAAAUUAAAUGAAAAUACAUUUGGGUAGUAUAUUCAACUAUAAUAUAAAGUUAUUAAUAUGGAAAAUUUAUGAGGGAUAGAGAUUUCUCUAGUGGUGAAAGACCAAUAGUUAAAUAUAUUCCAGAUUUAGAAUUAGCCUAUGUUUAUCAAAGAUAUAAAGAAGUAUAAUUCUUAUAUUAAAAAUAUAAAGAUUCAUGAUUUUAUACAUGUGUUACUCAUGUAUGAUGUUAGUGUUUAUGAUGAAAUUGUUGUAAAAUGGUUUGAAAUGGCUUAACUUGGAUUACCAUCAGCAACUUUAAGUGCAUUUGUAGGAUCAUUCAAAUUAAAUUGUUAAGAAAAACAAAAACUAAUAGAGACUUUACCUGAAAUUUUAAAAAGAGCCAACAAAAGCGAAUUUAUAAUGAAUGUUUAUUUUGAAGAACAUAUUAACACAGAUAUUACACAACUUAGAAAAUCAUUGAGAUUAUUAUGA
Molecule: messenger RNA, 755 nt
Organism: Paramecium pentaurelia
Lineage: Eukaryota; Ciliophora; Oligohymenophorea; Peniculida; Parameciidae
Source: the annotation of a GenBank genome assembly